Molecule: messenger RNA, 2257 nt
Organism: Patella vulgata (common limpet)
Lineage: Eukaryota; Metazoa; Mollusca; Gastropoda; Patellidae
Product: pyridoxine-5'-phosphate oxidase
Exons: 1
Coding region: 132-890 (252 amino acids)
Biological process (GO): pyridoxal 5'-phosphate biosynthetic process; pyridoxine biosynthetic process
Molecular function (GO): FMN binding; pyridoxamine phosphate oxidase activity
Source: RefSeq, a predicted model, not a curated record
CUCUGUUUGUGAGAUUGCUAAAUACUGUAUUUAGUUCUAUGUCUGGAUAGACUGGAUUGGUGAUACUGUUACCAUUAUCUAAUCUUGGAUUUCGUUAUCUUUAGCUUUUAAAACGGGGACACUCCGACUAGAUGUUAGGUAUUGUAAGGACAAUCAUUCACGCCCCAUAUUCAUUUGUUAUUGUACGUGCCAUGUCUGACAUCUCUUCACUGAGGCAUCCGUAUCAUGAGAAGGAAGGCCAUUUUGACGUGAAUAAUUUGCAUUCAAGAAAUCCUUUCAAACAAUUUGAAAAAUGGUUUCAAGAAGCAAGAGAUGUUGAACAAAUUUUAGAGCCAAAUGCAAUGUCUGUAGCAACUGCAUCGAAAUCAGGCGUGCCUUCUGUUCGCAUAGUGCUCAUGAAAGCUUUCAGUGAAGAACGGGGAAUCACAUUUUAUACUAAUUAUGGGAGCAGAAAGGCCAAAGAACUGGAUGAAAACCCAAAUUGUAGCUUGAUGUUUUAUUGGGAACCACUCAGAAGAUCAGUCAGGAUAGAAGGCAGGGUGGUCAAGGCAUCAAAAUCAGACAGCGAGGAAUAUUUCCAUUCAAGACCCAGAGAUAGCCAAAUCAGUGCAUGUGUCAGCAAUCAAAGUCAAGUGAUUCCUAACAGAGCAUAUUUGGAUGAUAAACAUGUCAAAAUUCAAAAGAAAGUUGGAGAUGAUAAGCCUAUUCAGAUGCCUGAUUACUGGGGUGGAUAUGAUAUAAAGGCAAGUAUUUUUGAGUUCUGGCAGGGGCAAACAAACAGACUACAUGAUCGAAUUGUAUUUCGGAGACCUCUUGCGGAGGAGAAAAUAAAUGCUGACACUACUGCUGUUGGAGAAAAUGGAUGGGUCAUUGAAAGAUUGUCAUCUUAAAAAAUUAUAAACAAUGCUACUUGCUCUGCUAGCUGGUUUACAGAUCAGUGUUUCAGGUCCUCAAAAAGUUUUCACCAUUAAAUUCUUAAAAAAUUUCAAUAAUAUAUUCAUAAUAACCUUAUAGACUGGACAACCGAUAGUUAUCAAAAAUCCUAGUACAGACAUAUACACGAUGUUUGAUCAAAUUUUUCUCAUAUUUUGCAACCGAUCAAAUCUAAACAUGCCCAAUAUGUAAUCAGUAGUCAAAUCUAAAAAACAAAAGAAUUUUGUACCAAUCAGCCUUUUCACUUUGACCUACAAAUAAGGCAGUCUAUAAGAUUGUGUUAAAAGCUUUUAAUUUCAUGAACAUUUUUGGAAAUUAUUAUUUGUAAACAAGCUGUUGAAUAUUGUAUGAACAAUAAUUUAUGGCCUUUUUUUCCCCCUAGAUGUGCUCAAAGGAAUAAAGGAUGUUUUAAUUGUUCAAAAUCAAUGUGUAAAUUUGUGAUUAUGAAUCUAUGAAGUUGUUUUGACUUCUCUAUUAGAAGCCUGGAUUUUAAAUAUUUUUAAAACUACAAGUUAUUUUUUAAUACAAUACUUUUAGAUACCAAAAUGUACAUUAUAUAACUUUAUAUUUUGCAAUCAUGUUGAACGUCUCGAUGCGUUAUUUUAGCGAUAUAGGAAUCAAUUGCAGAUUACACUAUAGUAUUUUGAAAGAUGCAACUCCAAGAUCAAUAUCUGUCCAAUAAUAGUGCAAUUCCAUUCAUUCAGUAUUUACAGAGGUAUGUGGAAUUCAAAUUUCAUCGACCUAUACUGUUCGCUACUGUAUGUAAUAAGCCUGCCACAUUUAUAAUUGUUGUCAGUGAAAAUGCAAAUGACACCUCCUUACUUUAAUCCAGCCAGAACAGAUAUAAUCUAAUAAUAUCUUUUAUAUAAAUUUGCUUAGAUCCAAAGCAGUGGUAGUGCCUGGAAAAUCUAGCAUGUCAGGAUAUUCUACCAGGUGGGGGUGGGGCUCUUACAGGAAAUUUUCACAGAUUCCUGGAGAAAUAUGUGAUUUAAAGUAUUACAUGGAUGGAGAAAACAAUAAACAUAAAUGAUUCCAUCUUGGCAUCGAUCAAAAAGGGGGACAAUUGGUUUAUGGUGCUUGGAUGUGUCUAGGAGAGUACAACCAUUGUAUAGGCUUUCAUUUUGACUUUGUCUUUUGUAUUAUAAUCACACAAACAUUUAAUUCUCAAUCUUUAUUUUUAUACUUAAAAUGAUUUUUCUAGUCUCAGGAAUAAGUGAAUAAGGGUUUAUAGUCAUUUUUUUAUUUAUCUUUUCAUCAUCUGAUUGUUUUGAAAUAUGUAGAAGCGUAUUUAAUUUCAAUAAAUUGUUAAUUUCUUCUGGGGUUA